This is a messenger RNA of Aspergillus sclerotioniger CBS 115572, 1185 nucleotides long. RefSeq lists its product as uncharacterized. The coding region runs from base 1 to 1185 and encodes 394 amino acids. The record is from RefSeq and is a predicted model, not a curated record. NCBI's taxonomy places the organism in Eukaryota, Fungi, Ascomycota, Eurotiomycetes, Eurotiales, Aspergillaceae. The transcript has 2 exons.
AUGGGCCGACCGAACGAUCUCCCUCCGUCGUAUGAAGAGGCCGUCGCCAGCGAUCCCGCCUCGCGUGCUCCUGCCUUCCCCGCUCCUCCGACCGACACCGCAGCACCUCCCAUCCCCAACAACAGACCAUACCACAGUGUCCGCUCUGACUCUGAAGAAUCCGAAACUGUCAACAUCUCCCCGGCCCUCAGCCAAGAUGCGACGGCUUUGCACGCGCACAUUGCCCGCCAAGUCGAGAUCCCGCCCCGACCGUACCUGACCGUGCGCGGCUCCCACACUGAAACCCGACACGAUCACAACCGCAAAGAGGACCGGAAGGAGACUGUCGAGGAUUUUACCUUCAAAGUGGACCUGUCUGGAUAUCUGAUUCGCGAUGAGCAUCCACCCCAGCACUACGACGAUGACGACAUCGGACUACAGCUCGCUCCAGACUCUCAGGACGGGUGGCACGUCGUGACCCUCGUUCGCGAUAACGACGGACAACAGGCAUACCGUGGAGGACGAUGCAAGUCAGACACCUGGACGGGUCAUGAGCAGCGGCCCAGGUCGGAACCAGUGCAACUGGAGGAUGGACCAAACAACGAGACCGCCGGGUUGGUGCGGGAGCACGAGGACGGUCCCAGCUUGAUGGGCUGGUGUGAGCGGUACUGCGAAGAUCCUGCACCUGUCAAGUCGUUUGCUUUUGGCCGCAGCGUCGUCGGAUUCGAUAGCUCCGUUCUCCACUCCGCGUUAACGUCCCACUUACGCAGUCUUCACUACAAGGGAGACAUCAGCAUCACAACAAAUCUGGCAAACCAGGAAUUGUUCGUAUACUCGCCCCACUGGGUGAACCAACUGCGCAACAAUGGCUUUGUGUAUUGGUUCUGCAUCAUCCUGCAGUUGUGGAUCAUCACGUGGCCGGUUAUCUGGUUCCUGGAGCGUCGAUACGAUGUUGUCCGCUCGGUGUGGUACUUCUCCCGGGUUCAAGGGGGUGAAACACAGUACGCAUGCCACCGGAGUGAGGCAGCCAUAGCGGAUGAGCUGGCUCCGGCGGUGACACAGGCGGCUUUGGAGCGACGGCUUGACGGGAAGAUACUUACACCCCAGGAGAUGGAGCUACUUGAUCGGCUGGGCAAAGAGCGGCAGCAGCGUGGCGUGGUCGUGAUGCAGUGGGACCGGUUCCUGGGAUGGGGGAAUGAUUCCUAG